AUGUCCGAGACAAGCUUGGUCACAUCCGAGCCAAACCUGAUCGAUAGAGACUCCAAGAUCCGUUGCCCAAGCGGCGCUGAUCUGCUGGAUGAUACCCCUUUCGAGUUUACUGAGAUCGGGGGUGGAUCAGGGGGUUCUUCUCAGCAAAUUUUGAAUAGGUAUGAUCUUCAAUGGUCGUCUUCAGAGUUCGAGACUCUGUUGAAAUUGCCAAAAGAGCUCUCACACUUGGCCGCGGAAGAAUGGUCCAGCAAACAGGAGGAGAUUUCGAAGGCGACCUACACAACUCCCAACACAGCCACUUCAGAUCCGAUUCUAAUGCACUUCCGAUCUCGAAAAGCGCCAGAGAGCCGAGACGAUUUCCAGAUUGCCAUCGCUUGCUCCCUGUCGCUCGAGUACGAUGCCGUCUGCCACCUUGUCGACGAUUUCUGGGACAAGGAUUAUGGCAGAACAGCCAGCGACCCAAACAUGUACAGGAACGGACGGAUCGGAGCGUUCAACAUUGUCAUCGUCUUGCUGUACGGCAAGCGCAUAUUCAAAGCUACCAGCGCAACCGCAAGCCUUCGGUCUAGUUACCCAAACCUGGAGCUCGUCUUAGUGACGGGCAUCUGCGGAGGCGUCCCAAAGACAGGAGAGGGUAAGGAACUCGUUCUUGGGGAUGUCGUUAUCAGCAACACUGUCGUCCAAUACGAUCUGGGGAGACGAUAUCCGGACGGAUUCGAAACUAAGAACACGCUCAAUGAUAGCCUUGGAAGGCCGGCGCUGCAUAUCCAAAAUCUUGUUGUAACGUUCAAGACACGCCGAGGUCUCCAGCUGCUUGAGCAACAAUCAGCCUCCCACUUGGAGAAACUCCAGAGUCAACAGUCUGAUGGUGAUGCAGCAACACAUUACGAGUAUCCCGGAGCCGGAAAUGAUCAUCUGUACCCGACUUCCUACGUCCACAAACAUUACUCGACAGAGGUCUGUAGGGAGUGCAACAGUGGUCCUGGUGUCGUUUGCGCUGUUAGCCGGAACCUGUCUUGCCGCGAACUCGGAUGUGAUGCGCAGCAACGCGUGCCUCGAAAGCGACUUCAAGACAGCGAGAGGGUUCGAGUGCCUCGAGUUCUCGUCGGCCAUCUUGGAUGGGGAGACAGGGUGCUCAAGUCCGGGGAGGAUCGCGAUAGAAUCGCAAAAGAGCACGAUCUGAUCGCCUUCGGGAUGGAGGAAGCAGGCGCCUGGGAUGGGAUCCCCUGCAUCAUCGUCCAAGGUAUCUGUGACUACGCCGACAGCCACAAGAACAAACACUGGCAGAACUUUGCAGCUGCCACGGCCGCGUCAGUCGCAAAGGCGCUUGUCGAGGAGUACCCACGAACCGACAAGCCGUCUAAUUCAAGGCAGCAAGAGAGCCUGGAAGAUGACCCAUCCGAAGAUGAGUCAACCUCCUACAGCGUUUCUUCAGGUGGGGACAAGGAGUCAGUCUCAGAUAUCGUUCACAGGAUCCCUUCUUCGGAUGCGUGUCACGUUCUCGCUUACGACCGUAACGAGAAUUUCGUCCCCCGUCCUGGCAUUAACUCCAAACUCGAUCAACUGUUACCAUCCAACUCGGACGAGUUCCAAAGCGCAGCACUCUGGGGCCUCGGUGGAUCAGGAAAAACUCAGGUCGCCUUACAGUAUGCCUAUGGCCGCUGCCGCAACCCGGAUUGUUCGGUCUUUUGGGUACACGCGGAUACGGAGGCGACAUUUACGCAAGACUACAACAGAGUUGCCGAUGCGCUGGGACUUGGCAGCUUUUCGGAAGGAAGCGAACUCCUGCGGGCAGUACGAAGCGGUAUAGAAUCACAAAAAAGAUGGCUCCUUGUUCUUGACAACGCUGAUGACCUGGGCCUUUUUGGUGUAGGUCCGGCGACUGGCCACCGAGGGCGGACUCUCUCAAACUACAUCCCAAAAGGGCCCAGCGGCGCAGUGCUCUGGACAAGCCGAGACCAGCAAGUUGAUGGAAGUCUCGUCGAGCCACAGCACGGGAUUGAAGUGCCCAAGAUGACAGCCGAGGAAUCAAGGAAUCUGCUUGAGAUAUGGAGGCGCCAAGUGACGCCCAAUGAAGAGAUUCGAGAGGUAGAGCUCCUACUCGAAGAGCUUCAAUGGCUACCAUUGGCCAUCUCGCAAGCGGGGGCGUAUUUGUACAAGACAGACACAUCUGUGACGGAGUACUUGUCUCAGCUGAGGCAAGAAACUGAGAGAUGGCGGGUUCUUGGAGAGGAUGAGUUUGACAAACACAGGCGGAGCGAUGCCCAAAACAGCGUGUUAAGGACCUGGAGCAUCUCGAUUCACCGCCUCAAACAAGAGAAUCAGACUACAUACAAGAUCCUCCACACCCUAGCAUUCCUUCACAGCCAGGAAAUUUCUAUGGAGUUAUUAGUGGAAGCCGCCAGAUACAACUGGGAGUCACAGAGCUGGACAACGCAGGAAGUGGAGGCACUAAACAAGGCAGUACAACGACUUCAAGACUUCUCUUUCAUCACAAAAUAUCGGGGCGCGGAAAACAGACAAAUGGUCAAGAUGCACAAGCUUGUACAAGACGCUGCUCGAUACGGCCUCAACACACAAAAAUCUCCGGGUCAAGGUGGAGAAUACUUUGCCAGGCUUGCGCUGCUUGCCGUGGAUCGUGUCUAUGCUCGAAACACGUGGCCCGGCAAUAGCUGGCAGGGUAACAACGAGAGAUACCUUGCGCAUGCACUGCGAGUCUGCGGAUGGACUGAGAUCCAGGGAAUGGAAGGUGUGGCAUACAAUCUUCAGGGUCAGGUUUGCCGGUUUCUCUCCUCCCGUGGGCGAUGGGAGGAGCUACGGCUUGCAGCAGAAACUCAGCUGCGUCUGGCACAAAGGGGUUUUGGCGAGAAGGAUAGGAGAUCCAUCCAGGCGUUGUUGAACCUUGGGUGGACAUUCAUCAAUCUGGAACAGCCCCAAGAGGUUGAAGAGUGCGCCAAACAAACAAUGGCGCUGGCGCAGGAGACACUGGGCGACCAUGAUUUACUCACGCUCGAUUGCAAACGCCUCUUCGGGUUAGCCGCCGCACAACAGGGCCGCUCGAAGCAGGCGAAAGAGUUGCUUAUGGAAAUCUUAGGCUAUGCAGAAACAUUCUUGACUGCACGUCAUGACCUCAUUCUCGACUGUAUGCACGACUUGGCCCGCGCUCACUUGCAACUGAACGAGCAUGACGAGGCCGAAGAGCUCCUCUCUUCACUAAUGAAGAAAGUUAAGGCCAGAUACGGCCAGGGUCACCCUAGAAGCUUCCAAGUCCUUAGCCAUUUCGGUAAUCUGUAUUACAGAAAAGGGCGGAUUGACGAAGCAGUCAAAGUGCAAUCUCGCCUCUUGGACUUUCACAUUCAGUCGCUUGGCAGCCAACAUCCAGAUACUUUGAUCAUGAUGUAUAACCUGGCCUGGUCACGGAGGCUUCAGGGGCAGAAAGAGGAGGCUCUCGAGCUGAUGCAGGAGUGCUCGCGCUUGCGCCAUGCAAUUUUAGGAGCAGAACACCCACACACAAAAUGUGCCGAUGAAGCGAUUGAGAACUGGGAACGGGAGGACAGGGAGGCGGAUAAGGACCAUCAACAUGAGGGCACAGAAGUAGACGAGGAUAGUGGCUGCACGGACAUGGAGAUGGACAAGAGUAUCGAGCACGAGGAGAUGGAGGUGGACGAGGCGGAGGCUGAGUCGGAGAGGAAUCUCGUCAGCCCGUCUAAGGAGGGCAGUGAUGCCAGGACAAUAUUCGUUCCGUGA
Molecule: messenger RNA, 3747 nt
Organism: Fusarium falciforme
Lineage: Eukaryota; Fungi; Ascomycota; Sordariomycetes; Hypocreales; Nectriaceae
Product: PNP-UDP-1 domain-containing protein
Exons: 2
Coding region: 1-3747 (1248 amino acids)
Biological process (GO): nucleoside metabolic process
Molecular function (GO): catalytic activity; protein binding
Source: RefSeq, a predicted model, not a curated record